Uloborus diversus is the source of this 2069-nucleotide messenger RNA. Its product is annotated as cGMP-dependent protein kinase, isozyme 1-like. The transcript has 17 exons. Bases 220 to 1797 code for a protein of 525 amino acids. Gene Ontology annotation, molecular function: cGMP-dependent protein kinase activity; ATP binding. Gene Ontology annotation, biological process: protein phosphorylation. The record is from RefSeq and is a predicted model, not a curated record. NCBI's taxonomy places the organism in Eukaryota, Metazoa, Arthropoda, Arachnida, Araneae, Uloboridae.
CAACAGGUGUCCCCUACUUCUGGUCCUGGUGCCAAAAAACAGGGAGUCUCUGGAGAGAGUGCUGGCAUUCAUCCAGCAGUCAGAGGCACUUCCGAGUACAAAUUAGAGCAUCAUGAAAAAGAUUUUAGGUGGAAACAGUUAAUCAAAGAAGCAAUUCUGGGAAAUGACUUCUUGCAGCACCUUGUCACAUCCUCCCAAGUCAAGGAAAUCGUUGACUGCAUGUACUCAAAAACCGUCGCUGCAGAUUCUUUGGUAAUCGAAGAAGGAGAACCAGGAAAACAUCUCUUUGUCUCAGGAGAAGGCGAAUUGAAAGUAUUGAAGAAUGAUAAAGUCAUAGGUUGUAUUGGACCUGGGAAAGCAUUCGGAGAGCUAGCCAUUUUAUACAACUGCACUAGAACAGCUACUAUUAGGGCUGUAAGUGACGCAAUGCUUUGGGUGCUGGAUCGGCGUGCCUUCCAAACCAUCAUGAUGGUGACGGGAAUGCAGCGUCAGCAAGAGAACAUCAAUUUCUUAAAGAGCGUGCCACUGUUGCAAAACUUGAAUCAAGAGCUCAUUUCCAAACUAGCAGAUGUUUUAGAAGUUGACUUUUACCCAGCUGGCGAAUAUAUUAUCCGACAAGGAGCCACAGGAGAUACCUUCUUCAUUAUCAACAGCGGAAAGGUUCGUGUGACACAGAAAAUAGUAAAUGACUUCGGCGAUUAUUCAGAGGAAGAAGUGCGGAUACUGGAUCGGGGAGAAUACUUCGGAGAACAAGCACUACUAAGAGAAGAUCGUAGAACAGCUAAUGUUAUUGCUGAAGAUCCUGGAGUGGAGUGCCUCACUCUUAACCGAGAAUCUUUCAAUCAAUUAAUUGGAGAUUUGCAAGAGCUUCAGAACAAAGAUUAUGGAGACGAAGCAAGAAUACGAAGAAUUUCCAAACUGUCAUCAUCGGCUGUCACAUUAGAUGAAGAAUACAAACAUAUUCAAUUAGAUGACUUGGACGUUUUAGCUACUUUGGGUGUCGGAGGGUUCGGAAGAGUGCAACUGGUGCAGUCAGUCUACAACAAACAAAAAACUUUUGCCCUGAAAAUCCUGAAGAAGGACCACGUUGUAGAGACUCAGCAGCAACAACACGCCCUUAAUGAGAGGGCAAUAAUGAUGUCUUGUCGGCACCCCUUCAUUUGCAGAAUGUACAAGACAUUCCGUGACGAGAAAUACGUAUUUAUGUUGAUGGAGGCUUGUCUUGGAGGAGAAGUCUGGAGUAUUCUGAGAGACAAGGGUGAAUUUGAUGAUGCAACCACCCGUUUUAUCACCGCUUGUGUCACGGAAGCCCUGGAAUACCUACACGCCCGGAAUGUUGUCUACCGAGACUUAAAGCCAGAAAAUCUUCUGUUAGAUUCCCAGGGAUAUGUUAAAUUGGUCGACUUCGGCUUCUCCAAAAUCCUUCCAACAGGCCUUAAGACAUGGACUUUCUGCGGUACACCAGAAUACGUAGCUCCAGAGAUCAUUUUGAACAGAGGUCACGACAAAGCUGUUGAUUUUUGGGCAAUGGGAGUGCUUAUGUAUGAACUUCUCACCGGAACACCGCCUUUUUGUGCCUUUGAUCCAAUGAAGACGUACAAAAUCAUCUUAAAAGGCAUUGACGCUCUUGGUUUUCCCAACUACAUCAGCAAGAACGCAGUUUCGUUAAUGCGAAGGUUGUGCAAGGAAAACCCCAGUGAAAGGCUUGGAUACCAGAAAGGAGGCUUUGCAGACAUCAAAAAGCAUAAAUGGUUCCAAGGAUUUGACUGGGAUGGAUUGAAAAAAUCGAACACUUAGACCUCCAAUUGUUCCAAAAGUAAGAGACAAUGCCGAUGCUUCGAACUUUGACGUCUAUCCCAUUCUCAUAGAAGACUCUCCUAAAGAGGACAUCCGGUUGGGACAAGGACUUCGACUGUUCCGGACGAUGAUGUUAUGUCUGACGAAAAAAAGUGUUCCAAUUACUCUUUGUUAUGAGUUUUGCCAACUGUGAAUAUUUGUUCCUAUAAAAACCACUAGUUCAAAGAUGUAUUGACAAAAGAUGUUUAAUAUCCAUUGAGCUUUUAUAAUUU